AGCGAACACAUGGCGCGCGCGUUUUUUUUCCGUGCUCCUUAUUAAUUUAGUCUUCAUGUCGGCGAGCGCGAGUCGCUGAGUGUCGUCUGUGCGCGCGGGUCGUGGAUGAUGCAUGGCCGGUUGGUGCUGCGGUCCGAAGUGGAGCUCGUGAUCCAUGCCCCGCCGCCCGCGCAGACAUGUCCCCAGCAUCGGCCGCCGCGGCCACGGCCACGGCCACGGUCUGCGCGAGCGCAACCCCGGGAGACGAAGCGGAGAGCCCCCGCGAGGAGCAGCGUCCCCAGAAGCAAUCCCUGAGCAAAGCCCUGUGCCGUGAAUCGCACUGGAAAUGUCUUCUCCUCACCCUGCUCAUGUACGGCUGUGUGGUGGCCAUGACCUGGUGCUCGUUAACGAAGGUGACUCGUCUCACCUUCGACAGCGCUUUCAAAGGGAAGUCAAUGAUGUACCAUGAAAGCCCUUGCUCCAAUGGCUACAUCUACAUCCCUGUGGCCUUCCUGCUCAUGCUCUAUGUUGUCUACCUGGUGGAGUGCUGGCACUACUACAUCCACAGUGAGCUGCAGUACAAGGUAGAUCUUGAAAGCAUAGCGGAACGGGUUCAGCGGAUGCAGCAGGCCACCCCUUGCAUCUGGUGGAAGGCCAUUAGCUACCAUUAUGUACGCCGGACAAGGCAAGUGACCCGCUACCGGAAUGGAGAUGCCUACACAACCACACAGGUUUAUCAUGAGCGGGUCAACACGCAUGUGGCGGAGGCUGAAUUUGACUACGGGAACUGUGGGGUGAAGGACAUCUCCAAGCAGCUGAUGGGUCUGGAGGGAUUCCCCAUCACCAAACUUCGCUUCACAAAGUGCUUCAGCUUUGCCAAUGUGGAGUCAGAGAACUCUUACCUGACGCAAAGGGCCAGGUUCUUCACAGAAAAUGAAGGUCUGGACGAUUACAUGGAGGCACGUGAAGGGAUGCACCUCAAAAAUGUGGAUUUCAGGGAGUACGUGAUGGCCUUCUCUGACCCUGACCACUUGCCAUGGUAUGCGAGGCACUGCACAUUCUGGAUAGCAGCCGUAAUGACACUUUCCUGGCCCUUGCGGGUUUUGAUAGAAUACCGUACAGCUUACCUUCACUACCAUGUGGAGAAGCUGUUUGGCUUUGAUUAUGUCCCUGUCACACCUUUGGACGAGCGGCCGUAUUGUCGGCAUAUCCCUCGAGUCAACACCAUCGACAGCACGGAGCUGGAAUGGCACAUCCGUUCCAACCAGCAACUGGUGCCUAGCUAUUCAGAAGCCGUGCUGAUGGACCUUGCACAGCUUUCGGCCUGCAACACAUAUUCUUCCCGCAGAGUUAGCGGCUACCGGCAGAACUGCGAGCGCUGCCACAGGGCCAUCAGCAGCUCGUCCAUUUUCUCCCGCAGCGCCCUCAGCAUCUGCAACAACAGCAGUAGCCCCCGCCUGCCCUUCAGCGGCAGCCGCUUCUCUCUGGGACGACUCUACGGCUCCAGGCGAAGCUGCCUGUGGAGGAGCCACAGUGGCAGUCUGAAUGAUCCGGGCUGCCCCACCGAAAGCACACGCUGCCUAGCAGGUCGUCCUGGCCAAGAAGAGGACAACCCACCCUCACCUCCAAACUACCAGGAUGCUCUGUACUUCCCUGUUCUGAUAGUGCACCGCAACGAAGGAUGCCUCAACCAUGACCACCGCUCACUGCAUCGCAAUGGCUCAUGCGUGGAGACAUCUUUAUGACCCGUGCUUGAGGUUUGCAAAGCGUUGACGUUUGCUAGGAAUUUCACUGACCUUCUGGUUGGGGACAAGAGCAUGAUCACAUCUCUAUGUGUUUGCUGGAAUCUUGCGGACACAGGUAUAACGGGUUCGUAUUGAGGAAUGUACCUUCAGGGACUGUGUUUGGGUCAGAAUGAAAAGUCUUUCCCAGAUGCGGAUAAUAAUGAAACAUUUACUCCCGUUAGACUUUAAUAAUGAAUGGAAGGCACUAUUUAGAGGAACUGGGACUUUUCUUUUGAACUUGCCUGUCUGGGUCAACAAUAUGACCAUAUUGCUGGAUAAUACUGACUUUUUCAACAAAUACAGAGCAAAUGCAGGUCCAUCAUAUGCAUAACAAAAAUAUAAGUAGCCAGUGUACGGUAAUGUUUCUGUCAUUGUAGAAAUGCUACAGCAUGAAGGAAAAAAUUAUUCUGCUUAUUCCGUCCCCUGCAGGCAAACUCGUCUUUUUGGCUCACCUUGUUAGCUUUAGUCAUGGUCCCCAGUAAUAUGAGAAAAGAAUAAGAUACAGGUCCUGAGUCUAGGAGAUAACUGUCUUAACACUAACUUUACCUUUCAUAUGUUUUGGUAAAUUGUACCAGUAAAAAGUCCGGGAUAGGUCCUGUCCUGUGCCAGGGGAAACUCCAGAGUCAGUUCUGAAGUAAAUGUGGCUAUAGUGCUGAACAUGUGAAACUCUACCCUCUGGAAUUACUGUGUUUUGUAAAAGCUGAAUUGCAAAAAACGGAUCUUUCCUCUCUCCUGCGACCAUGACAAGAUGACAUAAACGGACAGAUUAGCUACGUAAGGCAUUUUACCUCACGCCACUAACUUCUAAUACAUCUGACUUGUAAAGCAGAGAGAGAGAAGAAAUGCAAAAAAAUGCUGGACAUGUGUAAAUACUGCAUCUCCAAAACAGUUUUUCUUCCUCUCCUAUUUAUAACGACGGAGUCAUUGCUAUGAAUAAUUUAGUGCAGGCAGACUAAAGGACAUGAGAAGUUCAGACAGAAUACAUCAUCUCAAGACAUUCAAAGGUCUGGGAUGCAGCUGAUCGUAAUUACUGUUAAUAAAUAUACUUUUUAAAUCUCUUGCAUAGUUUUCAGCACAAGAAUAUUUGUUUUGAUACAGCAUGAAAUCACUUAACUCCUUCUCCUCUUUCUUCUUCUUCUGUUCAUUUUUACAGUAAUUUAAGUGCCUAAAGUUAGUUUUUUUGUAUCAGCACUUUGGUUAGGCUGUUUAGAUGCUGCCCAUUUUUCAUGUGAUUUAGGCAAACGUGAUUCUUCCACUGCAUCGGAUCCAUCAUCAUACAGGGCGCUAAUUAGGCUCGGACUGAGGAAGGAAGGGAAAGAUAAAACCCUAGAUCUGCUGAAACGUAAAAAACCCUUCUGCUGAAAUGCAGAUUGUGUUGUAGCUAAUACUAGACUGUGAUACCAGAAUAUACAGAGCUUCAAACAGGAAUAUUACAGCACCGCUGCCCAUUUUGGACACUUUAGAGAGUCGUAUUAUUCCAUAUCACAACUACUUGAAUCGAAGAUAGACAGCUUUGUUAUAAUUACACUGUGGGUGUUUUUCCACUGCAGAAAGUACCAGAACCUUUGGCACCAGUAAACUGGAACUGUGUUCUCCAUUGGCCGUCGGUGCAGUACAGAGGGUUCCAGUUUUAUUGUUGUUGGUACCAACAGGGCCGAAUGGCUGACUCCGCUGUCUUUGCUAAGACUUACAGCUAAUACGUUCUAACAGUUUGUUUUUACUUCUCCAGGUGAAUAUAAAGUCACCAAGUGCUGUUACCAUCAAUAGGUGCACCAGAAAUCAAACUGGUGACUGGAAUGUUGAUGUGUUCACUGCUAAUUUUAAAAUUACGAUAGAUGAUAAAUGCGAACUAUCCAUUUGAACUAGCCUUCAUCGAAUGAGGUGUUUUUGACGUGCUUUGGGUUUGGUUAGACAUUUAUGUGAGUGUGAGCACAGAAUAGCGCAGUACAUUGUUUCCCAGCAAUACAUAAGCCAACCCUUAUUAGCCCAACAAUAACGGACGCAAAAGGUCAUUAAUUAGCCGAAUGGGGUCUUUUAGAGUGGCAUAAAAUGACAAGACAAUACAAAAUGGUUCAAGCUGCUGUCAGGUAGGUGGACAUCCUUUGUUUUCCAUUUGGGUCACUUCUUCUUUUUUAACGUGCUGGUGAAGAGCACCCAUCGUCCAGAUCUUCUUUAGCAGGAGCUAAGAACUUCAUGUUACUCACUUCAGCCCUGUGGCAUUUUAGUUAUUGCUUUCAAGAAGGGAGUUCUUGCAUGUGGCUGUUGAAUUUGUGAUGUGGCUUUAGAAUUUGAUCGUUGGCUAUUAUUAGCCAGAUCUUGAUAUCAGCGCUAGCUCUUCAGUAUAACACAAGUGUGGCUGUGUUCAUGAAAGCGUUCAAUGAAUCAUCUGAGAAUAUGUUCUGCAUUCUCCUGUUCUGUUUCUUAUUGAACAGUGAGCACUUCUCAUGCUACUUAUUUAGCUGUCAUCUUGUUGCUGUUGAAAGAAAACCUUCUCUAUAUGUCCCAAAGUAUCCAGACUCUGACAUAACGUACAUGAUCACCACCGAAAACAUUGACAAAUAGAAUGGGAUGCUCUGGAGCAGUUGCACAUGAGCUUAAGGUCACCAUGCUCAAUGCCAAGUGUGGACUAGUGAGGUUUAAAGCCCCCCAGCACUGGGCUGUGGAGCAGUGGAACUGUGUUCUCUGGAGAGAACCUUUGGGAUGAGUUGUAGUGAUCCACAACUGAUCAUCCAACAUCAGUACCUGACCUCACUAAUGCUCAGACAAAUCCUCGCAGCAAUGCUCCAACAACUUGUCUAAAUCCUGUUACUGUGGCAAAGAGGGACAAACUCCCUGUUAAGAUGCUGGGGUCUACAAACAUUCUGACAUAGUGUAUCAUAGAAGCCUUUAUUUGAGAAGGAAAAACGUUUUUAAAUGUAAAAGUAUGUUAAUGUAACCUGAUUUUAUUCUAAGUGAUUUUGGACCAUUCAGGCCAUCAGAAUUCAUGAAAUCUCAUGACAAUGAUCUGUUAGUGGACAUGCCAUCCUAUCACACUUCUAACUCGUUGUUUUACGUUUUUCCGCAUUAGCCGAGUCUAACCCAACAUACACAGUUCAUAAGUAUCCCAUCAUGCAUUGCUGAUGGGGUAAAAAAAAAAAAAAAAAAACG
This is a messenger RNA of Pygocentrus nattereri (red-bellied piranha), 4910 nucleotides long. It is a transcript of the gene tmem151ba, whose product is annotated as transmembrane protein 151Ba. The transcript has 2 exons. Bases 177 to 1724 code for a protein of 515 amino acids. NCBI's taxonomy places the organism in Eukaryota, Metazoa, Chordata, Actinopteri, Characiformes, Serrasalmidae. The record is from RefSeq and is a predicted model, not a curated record.